AUGAUACAAGGACUUCAACUUUUUAUUUUAUCUAUAUUUAUUCAACAAUGGCUUACAACAGACAGUCAAAUCUAUCUUAAUCCGUCGAUUCCUAUCAAGGAAAGACUUGAUGAUCUAAUAUCGCGCCUAACUAUUGAAGAAAUAGUUGAUCAGUUAGCAAACGGUGGAGGUGGACCAACAUAUGGACCUGGACCGGCCAUACCAAGAUUAAAAAUCAAGCCGUAUCAGUGGCGUACAAAUCCAAAUCAAGGACAAUGCACUUCAUUUGUUCAUCAGAUCAAUCAGGCCGCCUCAUUUGAUGUACUCAAUGUUUGGCAAAUCGCCUUCGCCAGUGGAUUAGAAAUGAGAGCUAAAUGGAAUCAGUUUAGUAAACAAAAUAAUUAUCAUGAUAACACUGGAAUAAACGUGUUCGCACCGAUUGUCAACCUUCUACGACAUCCUCUUUGGGGAAGAAAUAAAGAAACUUAUGGAGAAGAUCCAUAUUUAGCUGGUGAAUUGGCUAAAGCUUACGUUCAUGGAGUCGGGGGUUGGGAUGUGCCAGACAAUAAGGCGAAACAGCUGCAUCCUCUAAGAACGAAUCCUGUAAAACAACAUGUGAUGAUGGUUGGUGCAAACUGUAAACAUUAUGUAGCACACAAUGGGCCCGAGAAUAAUCCUGUUUCAAGGUUAUCAUUUGAAGCUGAAGUACCAGAACAUGAUAUGUGGAUGACCUAUCUACCAGCUUUUCGUGCAUGCAUGGAAGCUGGAGCUGUAGGAAUUAUGUGCGCAUACAGUGGAGUGAAUGGUACACCUGCAUGCGUAAACCACUGGCUAUUGGAUACUGUACUCAGAAAACAGUGGAAAUAUCCAGGUUUUGUCAUAAGUGAUGAAGGAGCAUUACAAUUUUUAGUAUCAAAACACCAUAUCUACUCAAAUCUACAAGAAGCUGCUGUCGCUGCCAUUAAAGCUGGUGUGAAUAUAGAAAAUGCCAUUCCUAAUGCUAUUAAUGCAUACUCAGAACUUUUGAAUUUAACAAAAUCUGGAAACAUUACUGAAGGUGAAUUACGAAGUUUAGUACGUCCUCUGUUUCUCGCCAGAAUUCUUCAAGGCGAAAUGAACACUCCAGAAAUGGAUCCAUAUGCUAAUUUAUUACCUAAUGCGGUGGUUAAGAACUCGAGGCAUAGGCACUUAGCAGUGGUCACUGCGGCCAGGACAAUGGUACUACUGAAAAACUCUGAGAGAUUUUUACCACUUAUGUCUUCUGUAAAUCCUGAGAUCCGUCCUUUGAGACAUAUAGCCUUGAUUGGACCAUUUUCAACGAGUGUCGAUGAGUUAAUUGGCAGCUAUGCAACACGCCCUGAUCCAGUUGAUAUAAUUCCACUGGAUAAAGGACUUGAAAGUAUAAGCGAAAAAAUCACCUCCUCAAAUAUUUGCAUUGAUGGUGCAAAGUGUUCCAUGUACGAUGAUAUAGCGCUUCAAGAAAUACUUCUACAGCCGGACAUUGACCUUGUCAUCAUAACCGUUGGUACUGGAAGAAAUGUUGAAAAUGAAGGGCAUGACAGACACGAUUUAAAUUUACCUGGAAAACAGAAUAUGUUUCUGUUAAAUGCCUUAGAUUUAUCGGCAGGUCGGGGAAUAAUAAGACGUUUGCCCGUACCAGUAAUUGUGUUGGUUUUUUCGUCUGGACCGAUUGAUAUUGAACCUGCUGUGGAAGAUCAAAAUGUUAAAUCUAUAUUCUGGUGCGGUUACAUGAAUUCUGUACUUGGUGAAGUAGUCGCUCGUGUAUUAGUUGGAAAUUCUGGCAGACCAUUUGGUCCAUAUGCACCACUACUACAACUUUAUCCUGAAUCUUCUGAAAUUGGAAUAUGGGGUACAGAUAUGGAUGAAGGUCACUGGUGGAUACCGGCAGCUAGACUUCCGUUUACGUGGUAUGCAUCCAUUGAUAAGUUAGCCAAUAUAACUGUAUACAAAAUGACGAAUCAAACCUACCGUUAUCUACCAAAAUCUUGUACGAAAAAUCAAAACGUGUGUCCAAUACCAAUUUUAUAUCCAUUCGGUUAUGGGUUAACAUAUAACAUGGUAUCUCCUUCAGUUAGCGGAUUUGAUUAUUCGAAUUUAGAAUUACCAUUGGUCUCAGUCAAGCCGAAUCAACCUGUUGUUGUCUAUGCAACUAUAAAAAACAGUGGACAUAUUGCAUGUGAGGAGGUGGUUCAGCUAUAUAUUCAGUGGCUAAAAUGUGGGCAGCCUGAUAUAGAUGAUGAAAAUCAAGAGAAAUGCAUUGUGCCUAAUAUUCAGUUGGUUGGCUUUAAACGCGUUCGAUUGGAUGUUGGUGAAAAACUACGUCUCCAAUUCCAUUUAUCCCAGACCAACUAA
Molecule: messenger RNA, 2352 nt
Organism: Heterobilharzia americana
Lineage: Eukaryota; Metazoa; Platyhelminthes; Trematoda; Strigeidida; Schistosomatidae
Source: the annotation of a GenBank genome assembly